Chlamydomonas reinhardtii is the source of this 1228-nucleotide messenger RNA. RefSeq lists its product as uncharacterized. Gene Ontology annotation, cellular component: endosome. The coding region runs from base 102 to 752 and encodes 216 amino acids. The transcript has 7 exons. Lineage: Eukaryota; Viridiplantae; Chlorophyta; Chlorophyceae; Chlamydomonadales; Chlamydomonadaceae. Gene Ontology annotation, molecular function: GTPase activity; GTP binding. The record is from RefSeq and is a predicted model, not a curated record.
UAUUUUAUGUCUUAGCUACUACUGCGCCCCUGCAAACUUAGCUAGCAGAUAUCUUCACUCUACUGCGGCAUUUUUCUGCACCUGUCGGUUCCUCUCAGAAAAUGAGCCACAAGCCAGACGACGACUAUGACUACCUCUUCAAGGUGGUGCUGAUUGGUGAUUCGGGCGUCGGCAAGUCCAAUCUGCUCUCCCGUUUCACGAGGAAUGAGUUCAGCCUCGAGUCCAAGUCUACCAUUGGCGUGGAGUUCGCGACUCGCAGCAUUCAGGUCGACGGCAAGACCAUCAAGGCGCAAAUUUGGGACACUGCAGGCCAGGAGCGCUACCGCGCCAUUACGAGCGCAUACUACCGUGGCGCUGUCGGAGCCCUGCUGGUCUAUGAUAUCACGAAGUCGGUAACAUUUGAGAACGUGGAGCGGUGGCUAAAGGAGCUGCGCGACCACGCAGACUCCAACAUUGUGAUCAUGCUGGUCGGCAACAAGAGCGAUCUGAAGCACCUGCGUGACGUGCAGACGGAGGUGGCACAGGCUUUCUGCGAGCGCGAGGGGCUGUCGUUCAUUGAGACGUCGGCGCUGGAGUCCACAAACGUGGAGAAGGCGUUCCAGCAAAUCCUGACGGAGAUCUACCACAUCGUCAGCAAGAAGGUGCUGGACAGCGAAGACAACCGGCCAAAGAUUGGCGAGGGUCGCGAUGUUAUCGUGAUCGACAACGCGCACGACGACGGAGGCAAGAAGAAGGGCGGGUGCUGCAGCUAAAGCGUGUGCAGCUGGGCGGCACUGGGCCUGGGCGCUGGUGGGAGGCUUGAUGGGGUGGUGGCUGGGCAGGAGCACCAGCGAAGUAGUGGAGCUAGGGGAGCGGUGUGUGCACGUCUUUCGUAUUGGGUCCUGAGGGUAGGUGCGAGUGGUGCGUUAUCGGAAGAGGAUGUGGAUUACAGAGGAAUGCAGUCGCUUUUUACGGGCGGUUGUACAGAUUGAAUAGCUGACUGCAGCGCUCUGGGCCUAACUUAUGACAACUGCACAAUGACAUGCUGCUUCUGACUUCGUGACGUCGAGGAUGACGCAGACUUACCAUGACCGCAGACGGUGUGACUCGGCCGUGCCGCAGAGGCAGCCGGGCCGCCGGUGAGGGCUACAGAUGUUGCGAGAGCGUACCCGAAUGUUUGCUAGGGAAUGCAAAUGCCAGAGCGUACGCAUCAGGCACGUGCAGUUGCGUAUUGUAAGGGCACAAGAAA